AUUUGAUUGAUCACAUGCUUCGCGCCGUGGUGUUGAGACACAUCAAGCGGCGCCAAGUUGUCACCGCUGGUCUUCGGGGGUUCGCCGCUGGCUCUUCAAAGACACCCUACGCAUGCAGCGAAUGCGGCCACCGGCAUUCCAAGUGGCAAGGGCAGUGCGACAACUGCCACGGAUGGAAUCUCCUGCAAGAAGUGUCGGCUCGACGGGGCAAAGCUGCCGCGCGAGAUUGGAUCCAGCAGUCCAAGCCGGUACGCCUGCACGAUGUGACUUUGAGUCAGAACGUGCAUCGCAUCAGGCUGGCGGACGCGGAGAUCAAUUGGGUGCUUGGUGGAGGCAUCGUGCCGGGAUCGCUCACACUGAUCGCAGGACCGCCCGGCGUCGGUAAAAGCACCCUAUCGUUGCAAAUUGCGCACAUGAUGGCACAGGCAAGCCCGAAUGGGUCGGUGCUGUACGUGUCAGGGGAAGAAAGCGUCGGCCAAGUGAAGAUGCGCUCCGACCGCCUCGGCAUCAAACACCCGACCUGUCCCAACUUGUACUUGGCCAGUGAGACCAACAUUGAAAGCAUCAUUGCCAUGAUUCAGCACUGGGACGCGGACGCUCCAUGCGCUGGCGUCAUGAUCGAUUCCAUCCAAACCAUGUACUCGUCCGACAUCAACUCCACCGCCGGCAACGUCACGCAAGUGAAAGAAUGCACGUUGCAAUUGCUACGAGUGUGCAAGGACGCCAACAUCCCCAUGCUUCUCAUCGGGCACAUCACCAAGAGCGGCGACAUCGCGGGACCCAAAGUUCUCGAGCAUAUUGUGGACACUGUGAUCCAACUAGAUGGAGACGCGCACAGUCCGAAUCGAUUCCUUCGAUGCACCAAGAAUCGAUUUGGAACUACGAGCGAAGUGGGCGUGCUGUCCAUGACGGAUGCGGGGCUCGUGCCGCUCCAGAACCCACUGCAGGCGUUCCUCAGUCCUAGCACGGGGCCUGUCGAAGGCGUAGCUGUGACGAUCGCUGUGGAAGGCACCCGACCGAUUCCCGUCGAGAUUCAAACGCUGUCGAGCCCCUCGUUUGAAGAACAUCGCACCAGCUGCAAGUGCCACGGUGUAUCGUACGACAAGCUCCAGCUGAUCUUUGCCGUCUUGGAAAGCCGCGCGGGUGUGUCCUUUCGGUCCAAGAGCUCGUUUGUCAACAUUGCCCAGGGCUACUUUCUCGACGAACCAUGUGCCGAUCUGGCGCUGGCGGUGGCACUGGCCAGCUCGGCCACCAAGCGCCCUGUACUUCCGAACGCAGUCUUCUUCGGGGAGGUAGCCCUCUCCGGCAUGCUUCGACCCGCGGUCAUGCUGGAAGCCCGCCUCGCCGCGGCGAGUAAGAUCGGAGUCGACACGUGCAUCAUCCCGCGGGUGACGAGCACCGAAGGGAAGAAAGCAGUAGACAAGUACCGCUUGGCCAUGCACAUUCAGCAAGUGGACACGCUCGUCGAUGCGUUGGCGUUAGGGUUAUUGCAACUGCCAUGAUAUAUAUUUCACUGGUGUUGGUCAGCAACUUAUAAUUUAGACUCGCUAUUGUAC
Messenger RNA from Aphanomyces astaci, 1556 nucleotides. RefSeq names its product DNA repair protein RadA. The transcript is spliced from 6 exons. Gene Ontology annotation, molecular function: ATP-dependent peptidase activity; ATP-dependent DNA damage sensor activity; serine-type endopeptidase activity. The record is from RefSeq and is a predicted model, not a curated record. NCBI's taxonomy places the organism in Eukaryota, Oomycota, Saprolegniomycetes, Saprolegniales, Verrucalvaceae. Gene Ontology annotation, biological process: proteolysis; recombinational repair. The coding region runs from base 15 to 1502 and encodes 495 amino acids.